Molecule: messenger RNA, 3786 nt
Organism: Drosophila albomicans
Lineage: Eukaryota; Metazoa; Arthropoda; Insecta; Diptera; Drosophilidae
Gene: Dyro
Product: homeobox protein cut
Exons: 4
Coding region: 998-2812 (604 amino acids)
Source: RefSeq, a predicted model, not a curated record
UUUUGGAGAGACGUAAACGGCAGCAGCAGCAAGGUUGCUUCAUGUUUCGCAAGGCGGGGGGCGGGGGCGUGCCAAGUGACGAACUUACGGCCAACAAACAACAGCAGCAGCAACAGCAGCGGCAACAACAGCAACAGCAACAACAACAACGGCGGCAACAGCAACUGGCCCGUUUGGAGCAGCGCGCAUGCCACACACAGUUUAAAUAUGUGAAAUUAGUACAAAUCGUGAUUUCAACAGCGAACGACCGACGACGAACGACGAAGCGGCGAAAACAACAACAACGAACGUGUGUCGGGGGAUCGUAACGUCAACGUUUCGAGUGGCAACAGCAGCAGCAGCAGCAAUAACAACAACACCGUCACGUCACGUCGCACGUAUGUAUUGCGGCAACAACAACAACAUGCAAUAAAACAGCUGAUAGCAGCAACAAAUAGAAAACCCAAAACACUCAGCAGCAACAGCAGCAGCAGCAGCAACAACAAAAGCGUCGCAUUAUCAAGCAAGCAACCAACAGGUCUCCGGCAGCGCAGCAGCAGCACCAGCAACAACAACGACAACAACAGCUACGUUGUUGAGUUGUCGAGUGAGCGCAAAAAAAAAACAAAAACAAAAAAAGCCCCCGCGUGCCGCUGCAACCAGCAACCAGCGAACACAAACACAUUACACACACACACAGCGAGACACACUAAUACACGCAUACAUAUUCGCGGUCGCCAGCCAGUGUGCACACACACCAAUACAAACAAGUGAACAGCAAAGCACAGAGUCUCGCACACCUUUGCGUUGAUUUUGGACGAAGCGACGUCGGUCGCACCGUGAUACAGCAACUGUCAAAAACUGAACACUUAUCACACGUGCUUGCGCGCGCGCGCACUUUACAACCCCCCACAAAAACAACCCCACCACACACAUAAAAGAGAGAGAGAGAGAGACAGACAGAAGGAACUCAGCAACUUCCUUGCUUCCCCCAGCAACAACUUUCACCACACACACAAUGUCCAGCAGCGGCGCCGCAGCGCAGUACAAACUUGACGCCAACUCCAAUGCCAUCGUUUUGAUUACGGACGCUGCUGGCGCUGUCGCAGCGCUGCCACCGUCACCAUCAGCACCUGGCGAUCGCAUUGAAUGGUCGCGCGCCACAAUAUUGGGAUUCAUCGAGGACUAUCGACGUCAGCGCGUCCUUUGGGACCCCAACACGAAAGGCUAUCAUAUCAAGCAAACAAAAUACGAGGCAUUAAAGCUGCUGAGUGAGAAAUAUGGCACCGAAAUACGUUCGAUACGUUCGAAAAUUAAAUCGCUGCGCUCGUCAUUUCAUCGCGAGCAUGGCAAGGUGCUCAAUGGACGCAAUCGUGGUGUGCAUUAUCAGCCCAUGUGGUUUGCCUAUGAAGCGAUACGUUUCAUCUUGGAUGGUGACGUCGACGUCGACAGCAACGUCGCUGCCUUGGAUGCUGCUGCUGUCGUUGAGCCGGUUGCUGUUGAUUCGGAAGCGGCUGAUAAACUAGCCCUAAUGCAUAGCCUAGAUUUGGAACAGCUGACAGCUGCUGGCAAACAGCAACAGGUUGUUGAGCAGCAGCAGCAGCAGCAAAGCGAAGAGUUCGCUGCUCGCGUCGCUGCUGCCGUCGCAGCUGUGGCAGCCGCUGCGGCAGCGAAUAUCAGGGAACGGGAUCAUCAUUUGCUGCUGGAUACCAACAACGAUGCAGCGACCUCCGAAGCUAACUCAAAUGGAUGUGCGGGCGUUGGCAGCGACGCGACUGCAGCAGCAGUAGCGGACGCAGCAGCAACUGCAUCAGUCUCAGCAGCCGUGACACGUUCCUCUUCCGAUUUGGACGGCGAGAAUUAUUGCAAUAUUAGCGCCGAAGAUGUGAAAACUGAAAUUAUUGAGCAUGAAAGCGAGCUGGGACUGCUCGAUCGUCAGACGAGCACACCGCUAUCGCUGAGUUAUUUCAAGCCCACGGAUCUGACGUACAAUCCUCGGAAGCGCAAGGCGCAGAAUCCGAUGGAUGACAAUGAUGAUGGUGGCAGUGAUUGUGGAGUGGGAGAUGCUGCUGCUGCUGCUGCAGCUGGGCCAGCCGGUGUGGGCGUUGGCAUCGUUGGGGGCGUGGUUGGGGCGCUGACACUGACGCCAAUCAAAUCAUCAUCGAUGCAGUCGCAGUCGCAGUCGCUGUCGUCGCAACAGCAGCAGCAGCUGCAGCUGAACCACAGUCAGAUAGCAUUUCAUGCACUGCAACAACACUUUAGCCACAGCCACAAUCUCAGCCACAGCAGCCACAAUGGCAAUGGGCAUUCACAGCAGCACUUCCAUCACCAUCAUCAUCAGCAGCAACAGCAGCAGCAGCAACAACAUUCCAAUAACAUGGCACAAAAACGUGAUCGUGAUCGUGAUCUCUCUUCCUCGCCAACUGAGGCCAACAACAACAACAACAGCAACAACAACAACCACAGCAGCAGCAGCAAUAGCAACAAUAAUAAUAAUCGUAAUUCGUCCACAUCCUUGGAGCUGACAACAGCGACAGCAGCAACAACCAGCAACAGCAGUAGCAGCAGCAGUGGCAUAUCCUCAAGCCUUAAGCUCAGCACCAACGCCAACAACAACAACAGCAGCAGCAAUAACAUCAGCAGCAAUCAUGUAGAUGAGUAUGGAGUGUUUGGGGAAUAUGUGGCCAUCACCAUACGUAAGCUAAAGACAUCAAAGUCAAAGAUUGUGGUCAAGCAUCUGAUCAAUAAUCUGCUCUACGAAGCAGAGCUGGGUAAAUAUGAUCAGGGCAUGCCAGCCUCCAAGGAGCCGCCGCAGCUCUACAAGAUGCAAUAGUCGAUAUUUAUCGAUAUCUAGUACGCGGCUUGUAGUUAACAAAAAAACAAAAAAAAAGAAGAAAACAAAACAAAGCAAAACAUUAUUAUGAUAAAGAAAGAAAAACAAAUGAGGGGUAUCCAAUCCAGAGAACGCACUAGUCAGCAAAAUCAGAGAGCGAGCGAGUUAAUUGUGGAUAAGGGGGAUAAGGGGGAUUUAGCCAAGCGCAUUUCAUUCAGGGACAAAGACCAUUUAAGUACUUUAUACACUAAACAUACAAAUUAAGCAUACGUAGUGAGAGAGGAGAACAUAUCAACAACAAUUGUGAAUGAUAUCAGUGAAAAUCAGUCAGCAACCCACGAAGAACAGCAAAAUGUCAACAUACCAUUAAAUGAAUUAAAUAUUACCAUACAUAUAUACAUAUAUAUAUAUACAUUUGUACUAUAUAUUAUUAUAUACAAGAAUUUUUUCAGUUCAGUUUUCAGUUUUUAGUUUUGUUUUUUUUUACGUUUAUUUACAAUUUAAUUUUGGCAAUAACACUUUUUGAACUCAGGUGCCUUUAUUUUUCGUAGUCAUUUAAGCGUUGUUAUCUUAUGCAUUAAUGAAUCAAUCAAUACACAUAUGUAUGUACACAUACCCUUACAUAUUUACAUAUAUUUUCAAUAUAUACAUAGUCGUAGUAGAAUCCACGUUGAAUCAGCAACGAAAAACAGUAGCCACAAUAUUAAUGUACAUAAUUAUUAAGUCAUUUAAUUCUCUUACGGAUCGGAUCAUAUGCGAAAUGCUAAAACUUAUACUAUGCAUAUGCAUCCAACUUAAAGCGCUUUGUACAUAUUAUAUGUAGAAUGGAGGAAGCGAAACAAAACCACUUUGUAAUAAUUAUUUCAUAAGUAUCUAUUACCAAUUUUGUUACUGAAACUAAUUUGAAUUGAUCUAAAGUUAACUAAUAAAAAGAACACUGUUGAAUUAUUUCAUUUUGAAAAUGAUACGUAUAA